AUGAGAUCGAGCCCCCGUAGGCCACUGAUUCUGAAGAGGCGCAAGCUAUCCCUACCACCAAAAGAUGGCGCCGGCGGUUUGGGGACUUCGGAACAGAGACCGGCCCCCUUGACCGGAGCAGGAGAGCAACGUGGACAGAACUCGGUUUCCAGAGCAGAUAUAAACCCUGCACAGAACCUUGUUCAGAAGACCGGGGUAAACGUCAGACCGGAACCAAGUCUGCAAAAUGAAGUUUUGGGAUCGUCUACCCCAGAACAGAACCAAGUCUCUGAAACCACCUUAAAUCCGGACUCCACCCUGGGUGCCCCAGCAUCCUGUACUCCUCAGUCACCUUGUAUCAGCACAAAGUCUGUAACCUCUGAGAUAAAGGUCAUGGGUCAUCCCACCAUACCAGACACUCAGCUUGUAGUCCUACCCCCCAAUUUUGACAUGGAGAGCAUUAUUCAGGCGCUGACCGCUCGAGGCCGAGAGAUGGGAGGACCUAACAAAUUCAUCCUGAUCAGCGGAAGUCCUUCGUUCCACACACAGGCUGAGAAAUUGGGCUUCCAAACUAAGGGGGACGAGUCGGCCACUUUACAGAUCGAGGCUCCUGCCUCAGCCCAGACAGAUGCAGAGGAAGGAAAGAAAGUGCUGCAGGUUGACUCUGAGGAACUGAACAUCAGUCUGACAAACAUACAGUGGUUGGGUAAGAUGACCUCCGAUGGACUGGGAUCAUGCAGUAUGACACCAGAACCCGAGGAGAAGGAAAACCUCACCCCCAUGGCAGAUUGUCUCAAGAUGGAAGAGGAAAUCGCAGAGCCGGCUACCACACAGCCAUGGCACGACUCCAUCUCUGAGCGUCCUCCGUACUCCUACAUGGCGCUCAUCCAGUUUGCCAUUAACAGCACGCCGAGCAAGCGCAUGACACUGAAAGACAUCUACACCUGGAUCGAGGAUCACUUCCCUUAUUUCAAAUAUGUGGCCAAGCCUGGCUGGAAGAAUUCCAUCCGCCACAACCUCUCCUUACAUGACAUGUUUGUGCGCGAGAGCCCUUCCAACAAUAAAAUCUCUUACUGGACCAUCCACCCCCAGGCCAAUCGCUGCCUAACCCUCGACCAGGUCUUCAAGGUGAGUACUCCAAAUGUUUUUUGGUCAGCGUACCUCUGCAAGAAUGCUAAGAUUGGAGUUGGGGCAGCAGGACUGGCCUCCAGCUCUACGCCAUCCAUGUGCAGCGAACCUAAGAGACCAAUCCCAGAUCUCAGCAGAAGCUCGCAGACCGCAGUUGUUGCCACUAAACCUCCAGAGAGAAAGAUGAAGCCACUGCUGCCUCGAAUUGAUUCCUAUCUCAUACCGGUCCAGUUUCCCAUUACACAGUCGGUCUUGUUCUCUCCCGUGGAGGCAUUUUGUGCUGAUCCUGGACCAUCUGGUGGAGCACAUUUCAGCAAACGUGUUAAGAUCGCCCCCAAGAUACCGCCGGAGACUGAGGAUCCUCUCCCUUUGUCCCAACCAGUGGAGGUUAAGGCUGAGUCGGUCGAUAUUAAGUCUCCAGCUCCUUUUCAGUGCAGACGAGCAAGCGGGUCCCGGCGGAAACAGCAGCUGGUCACCCCUCGGUCUCUGGAACCAGAGCUAGUCCUUCCUGACAGCAGUGCAUCUGAUUCAGGCCUGGACACUGAUUUCUCCUUCCUGCAGGACACACAGGCACAAGAGGGCCCUUCGCAAAUCACACAGGAUGAGGAUUAUGCCUUUAAGACCCCCAUCAAGGAAAGACUGAAGCCUCAUGCUUCCUCCACUCCCAGUAAGCCACGGGGAGCAUGUACCCUCCCGGAUUCCGAAUUUCCCUUAAGUAGAGAUCUUCUGCCUGACUUCAGCCCCGUCCGAUUCCCCUGCAGCACUGCCCUCACCCCUUUUAAGGACAACUACGGUGCCGUAAGUUUUGGGGAGACUCCUUUUAAGGAUCUGCCCAUUUUUGGCUCUCCGUCAGACUUCAUGGGUACAUUUUCUCCAUCUUCUCCCCAAUCAGACACACUGGACACUCCUAAGGGCAUGCGCAAACACAAACGCUGUUCCAAGGAGCUACUCAUAGGAAACUCAGCCAAUCGCUCCUUAUUAGAGGGACUUGUGCUGGACACAAAGGACGAGAGCCUGAGUAAGAUCCUUCUGGAUAUCAGCUUCAGUGGCUUGGAUGAUGACAACAGCGUGGGGGGUGACAACUCGUACUUGGGGCAACUUUUAUCCGAGCUGAGGUAGAAGUGGAAGUGAGAAACCUAUACCACGGUCACUUUU
Molecule: messenger RNA, 2262 nt
Organism: Nanorana parkeri
Lineage: Eukaryota; Metazoa; Chordata; Amphibia; Anura; Dicroglossidae
Gene: FOXM1
Product: forkhead box M1
Exons: 9
Coding region: 1-2226 (741 amino acids)
Biological process (GO): G2/M transition of mitotic cell cycle; regulation of DNA-templated transcription
Molecular function (GO): sequence-specific DNA binding; DNA-binding transcription factor activity
Source: RefSeq, a predicted model, not a curated record